This is a messenger RNA of Nematolebias whitei (Rio pearlfish), 7061 nucleotides long. It is a transcript of the gene mapk8ip2, whose product is annotated as mitogen-activated protein kinase 8 interacting protein 2. The transcript has 14 exons. Gene Ontology annotation, molecular function: protein binding. The coding region runs from base 402 to 4259 and encodes 1285 amino acids. The record is from RefSeq and is a predicted model, not a curated record. Gene Ontology annotation, biological process: regulation of JNK cascade. NCBI's taxonomy places the organism in Eukaryota, Metazoa, Chordata, Actinopteri, Cyprinodontiformes, Rivulidae. Gene Ontology annotation, cellular component: cytoplasm.
AGCACUGACGUCUCUCCUCCUCCUCCUCCUCCUCCUGUCUCCGCACUGCUGGCCAGCUGCUGCUGCUGCUGCUGGGUACCACAGGCAGCAUCAUCGGCAGCAGACAUUGACCAAAAUAACACCCCGGGGGAAAGUGUGGACGCAUCCGUCGCGGGGGAUUUUCGCAGUUUGUUCCCGGCUCUGCGGAUGGGUUCCCUGCAGAUCUGAUGGUGCUGAGCAGACUCGUCUGAAGGCUUCCGGCCAGGCGGACAUUCGCGAGGCCGCAGAGAGAAAGAGAGAGAGAGAGAGAGCGAGAGAGAGUGAGACGCACCACCGAGCGUCCAGGACUGCGUCCGUCCUCCGUCCGUUCAUGGACUGCGCUCUGUGAUCUUUCUGUCUCUCUGAGUGCUUUAUAGUAGAAGAUGGCGGACAGGGCUGAGAUGUUCUCUCUAUCCACCUUCCAUUCCCUCUCCCCGCCUGGCUGCAGGCCAUCCCAUGACAUUAGUCUGGAGGAGUUUGAUGAUGAAGAUCUUUCUGAAAUCACAGACGACUGUGGAAUUGGACUCAACUAUGACUCUGAUCCAUAUGAAAAGGAUUCCCUUAUUUUGGAGAAGAAUGACAUACACCACCCAGUCUGCUCCUUCCAGGAUGACUUCCAAGAGUUUGAGAUGAUUGACGAUGAUGAUGAUGAUGAAGAGGAGGAGGUCGACCCUGAUGCACCUCCAUCUCCUUCAGCUUCCCCUCCUCUUUCUCCAACUCUUGGCACCCUGAAGAGCAGACCCACCACGCUGAACCUCACCACUGCUGUGUCACAGGAUUCUUUGAACAACAACAGCAGCCUAUCUCCAAAAAAAGGAAGCUGGCAGGAUUCUUUACGCAAUCCAGCUUCACAAGGUCGUCUGUCUCCAACACACUCGUGUCUAGUGGAUGGUAGUCAUGUGACAGGCCAGUGCCCGGCCUCCCCAGUUUUCCAGGCUCCAGGGUCGCAGAGCAAAAGUACUCCAUCAAAACAGGCAGGGGAGGGCGGGAACCCCCAGUCUCCUCAUCGACCCCUCCUCUGUGACAUGGAGGGCAACAGGCGGGAGAGGCCUGAAUACGGCUCAUUUGGUCACCACAGAUCUCACUCAGGCUCCACUGAUUUUACUGACCCGAAGGUAGACCCUUCAGUCCAGACAGCCAGAGCAUCCUCCAUAGACGAGCACUCCCAGUGUUCUGACACAGAGGUGGAUCAUGAUCUCAACAGUGACCACAAUCACAAACACUCAAACCGCCGCCUCACAGAUACCUACACAAUCACCAGCGAGUCAGGAAUGGAGCAAGAAAAUGAUCUUGACCUGGAUGGAACCAGUCGUUGUUUAUCAUCCACAGCACCCAUAGGAGCUAAUGAUGGUGCUGAUACACCCUUAUCUGACGAAGAGUUGGAAAAGGACUUUGAAGUGGAGUUUAUGUGUAAGGAGACCUAUGAUAUGGUGUGCAAGGAAAAUCCGUUGUCAUAUGUGGAAUUCCCCUCCAUUGAACACCAUGAGCCUGCAUCGUUCUCCAGCUAUCAGUCAUCAAGCCGCUCAGAAGCUCUCGGGCAAUCCAACAGUUCAGAAGCUCUAUCAGUUUCUGCCACAGUUGCAGCAGCUAAUGAUUCCACCUCUCCAUCCUCAGAUCCAGGGAUAGCAGAUAUGAACCAACAGGGUUAUAUUACCUCAGAUCAGGACAAGGACCUCAGCUCUUCAGGCUCUGAUUCUGAUGUUGAAGGGGAGCUGGAGGCAGCAUUUGCUUGUGGAGGACCUGUGGUCUCAAACAUGAUUUCCUCUAUUUCAGAGACAGAGUUAGAUCUGACAAGUGACGAGAGCAGCAGUGGACGAUCGUCUCAUCUCACCAACUCUAUUGAGGAGGCCAGCUCGCCUACAUCAGACCAGGAACUGGACCCAGAUACAGAGUUAGAGCAGGACAGUGGAAUAGUUGGAUUGAAAGCCUCACUCUUCCUGGGUCAGCCUGAUCCAAUCAAAGAAGGUUCUUUUGUACUCUCUCCUUCUCCUCUACCCUCACCCACUAUUGCAACUCCCUCCCCUGUUGACUCACCCAUCUUACUCCCUGAGUCCUAUGAUGAUGAUCAAGCACUGAUGGGGAUGCAGAGUGUGGAUGACGAGCUGUCUUGUGAGCACCAUGCUGAUCCAGAUGAAACUCUGCCUCCAACCCAAUGUAGUGAGGACUGUUUGUCCAGACCAAUGGUGCUUGAGAUUGAACCAGACCAUGGUCUAGAGAGCUUUAAGCGCUCCUUCUACCUGCCAGUGGGGCCCAGGCUAAUGCCAAGUCAAGAUGAUUAUGAUGAAACAAGUGAGGGAGACUCUGAAUCAGAAAGUGAAGAUGACCUGAGUGAGAACUCUGAUUCUCCCUGGCUACUUAGUAACUUAGUCAACCGGAUGAUCUCAGAGGGCUCAUAUCCCAUCAGCUGCCCCGAGGAGUGUUUCAAGAGAAAAGCGUCUGUGUCUGAUACCAUCUCACCAUCUUCAGAUAUUGGGGAGGGAGAUAGUUUCAAUGAUGAGGCCCAGGAAUCAAAAGCAGAUAUGGAGGAAUCACGGAAAAGGGACAAGGAAGGUGAAGGAUACCGAAAGGAGAAAAAAGAGCCAGCGAGAAGCCAGAAUGAUGAGUUCUUAAAUGGAGGGGCAGUGAUAAGUUCCCAAUUCUAUAUGAGCAACACCACUGGUGAUGCCAUUUCCCCACUGAUUUUAGAAUGCUGUGGAAAGAAUGAGAGAGAAACCAUAGAUUUAAGUCCUGCGUACACCACGAAAGGCUGUGACAAGAACUCCACUGAUCAACCAUCUAAGAAUGUUUGGAAACAGGAGGAUGAAGAGCCCAACAAUGACUUGAUGAUGCUGGAGGGCAGAAAGGAUUUGGACUCACCCAGCCUUAGUGAGAGUGUGAUCAGCGACAAGGAUGAAGGUCGAGAAACAGAGCCCAGGCCAACAAGUCGUUCAGCAGCCUCUCUUGAGCGCAUCACCGAGGUCAAACACAGCCUGACGUUGGACAUACCUUCUGCUCAAACCAACCGCUGCUUUAGCCUCACUUAUUCCACAGACAAUGAUGACGAAGAGGAGGAGGAUGGUGACUCCUAUCCUUUCUUGGGUAGCUUGAGGAAGCACUCCUAUAAUAAUAGUGAUUUAGAGCUUGACAGCUCACCACCCAUUGAUUCCAGUGUGCACAAUCCUUCAUUACCUGAUCAUGACCUCCCACUGUGUGAGAAAGAUCUGGCUCUAAGGCAGCAUAAUGAAGAUGAUGGACUGGCCUAUGACUCCAUGAAGUACACGUUAGUGGUCGAUGAGAAUACAACCCUGGAACUAGUAAGCCUUAGAAGGUGCACCUCAGUUCUGAGUGACGACAGCGAGCUUUCAACACCAUGUGAUGGCGAGGCCUUAGGGAGAGACGAGGUCAAAUAUGUAUGUAAAAAUGUGGAGGUUAGGCCAGAUCUUCUCAGCUCUUCUGAAGACUCAUCUCCAGAGGCUGACCUGCCAUUUUCCAAGAAGUUCCUUAAUGUGUUUGUCAACAGCACCUCCCGUUCUUCCAGCACAGAAUCUUUUGGACUUUUCUCGUGUACCAUCAGUGGAGAGGAGAGGGACCAGACACAUAGGGCAGUUUACAGGUUCAUUCCCAGACAUGCAGAUGAGCUGGAGCUGGACGUGGACGACCCUUUGUAUGUGGAGGAAGAAGAGGAUGACUACUGGUACAGAGGCUAUAACAUGCGGACAGGAGAGAAAGGGAUAUUCCCAGGCUUCUAUGCUCAGGAGGUCAUAGGCCAGUCAAAGGAGUUGCUGGGCCUGAAAAGAAAUCCAGCAUGGAUUGAGACUUUUAAUGUUCAGUUUUUGGGGUCUGUUGAGGUACCUUAUCAUCAAGGCAACGGCAUUCUCUGUGCCGCCAUGCAAAAGAUUGCAAUAUCGAGGAAACGGACAGUGCAUGUGCGACCUCCAUCCCUGUGUGAGUUGGAGAUCAGCUUGCAAGGUGUGAAGCUAAUUAUGAGCCUGGAGGAUGAAUAUGACAUCCUUGAUGAGUUUGACAGAUGUAGUCACUUCUUCCAGAUGAAAAACAUCUCGUUCUGCGGGUGUCAUCCGAGGAACAAUUGCUACUUUGGUUUCAUCACUAAGCAUCCAAUGCUGAACAGAUUUGCUUGCCAUGUGUUUGUAUCCCAGGAAUCCAUGCGGCCUGUGGCUGAGUGUGUCGGUCGAGCCUUCCAGGAGUACUACCAGGAACAUCUGGAGUACGCCUGCCCUACUGAGGACAUCUACCUGGAGUAAGACAAGCUCCCAUGACAACCCUUUUCGUCAACAGCUUGUGUACAUUCGUCAAGUUUGCCAGCAGAGGACGCUCUCGGUGUUUUUCUUUUCUCUUUUUCAACGCCAUUGUAAAAUACUUUUUCUUUCGUACUCAAAACAGGGAUUCUCAUUUCUACGAUGCGCUUUUCACCUCACUGAUUAUGCUCAUCCCUUUUUUCUAUGAUCUCGAUGGAUUGAUUGCAUCUUUCAUUUCCUUCUUUCUUUUUCUAUAUUAAACGACGAUGCCGUGUGGCUGUUUAUUUUAACAGAUCCUCUUCUGUAAUGCAAACACACCUACUACGGCUGUUUCACUUCUCAAUGCAUGGCUAGUAGGGUUAAUGCACACAGACGCACCAAGAAAUACACAUAUCCAAGUGAAUGGCAACCAGCUCAACAAUCAGCAGGUAGGAUGGUGUAGAAUCAGGUGGCUGGUAUUUCAGUUACCUGUAAAUAUAUAUACUUUUUUCAGCAUUGACAAGCAGCUAAUUUGCUACUGACGAUGGUAUUUGAGUUAACUAGAGAGAACGAGGGGCCCUUUACUCAAGCAUCCCCCGUGUCCUGUACGAGACAUAGUGUGUGUUGUAAAUAUGUGUAUAGAAAGUAGAUGUACAUCAGCUUCAUUCAAGCUAAUGAAGACACCGCUGGGACUGAAUUUGUUCUUAGUUUUGAUGGUGAUAAAACGUGUCUCAGUCUGACAGCACCUGGUGUAGAAGUUAAAUAAGCAGUAAAAGUUGACUUGGAAUGAACUUAUUAUGUUAUUUCUGCAGAUAUUCGAUUCACUUUGGAGUAGAUCCAGUAACUGUUAGAAAAUCUCAAUGUCAGCAUUAUUUUUCUUCUGUCCAGUCCUGAAAGUUGCACUGAUUGUUGACUUUUACCACGAGUAGCUAUCAUGCAAAUCAUGCAGUUCAAUUUGUAAACUGCUUUGUUGUAAAUGAUGGGACUUUUAAGUCAAAGAUAACUACGGCCCUCUGACAAGCCAUAUUCUCACGACUCUUACCGUGUAACUCUGGGCUUCUGUUUGGUUUUAGUCUGGUCUCCACUUUCUUUUGACUUGGACAUUUCAAUGAGGGAAAAGGAUUGACUAGAUAGACCAGUGUCACAAAACCUUCUAAUUCUUGAUCCUGCAGUGAAAUCAGCUCUUUAAUAUAGCAUUAAAGCAACAGCUUAGAUCUGUUGAAGUGGGUUCUAUGGAAAAUUUGUGGACAAUUAAUAUCUUACUUGUUGCAGAUGACUCUUUGAUCAACCAGUUUUUUUAGAAAAGGACAACUGAUUUAUGAGCUAACCGCUAGUCCGAGCAAGGCCAAGGUAAAGAGAAUUGCUGCUGUUUUUAAACAAGUAAGUUUAAAAAUGUUUAAAACCAAAAAUCUAAAAUGAACAAUGUUCAUGUGAACGUUAUUUUGUAAAUCUUUAAAUUGUUGUCCGUUCUACGUUACACCAGAUUUUAUGGUCAUUUACAUGCAAACAGAGGCCUUGGGCACUUCCUGUUGGAAUAUCAUAAUUCAAUCAAAAUACCUGUUGACGGCAGUGUAAAGGUUUUAAACUAGAACAUGCCUGAGCUGCUAUGAAACCUUGCUUUAAAACACUAUUGUUUAUAACAUUUCCACAGAACCACUCCAGAAGAUUUAACCUCUCUUUUAGUGGGAGGUUUCAUCAUGUAAUUGUUUAGACUUCUUAUUAUGAGUAUGGAGGAUAAAACGGAUGGUAACCUCUUCCUUCAUUAGGCUUUUGCUUUGUGGCUUGUAAAAGGUUGAACUAAAUAAAAAACAAGUCACAGUGAAUUAUGGGGUUAAUACUGCAGUUCUAUGAUACAAAAAUGCAUUGAGACAUUCAAAAGUAGAUAAAAAAAAAAGAGACUAAUCAGAACUUAUUCCCAAUUGUCGCGAUUGUAAUUUCACACAUUGUGUAGCCAUGUGUUCUGCUGCUGUCAGUCUGAAUCCACAUCAUGUUCCAUCUGCAGGGUUUCAGUGCUAAACAGCUCACUGGAAGUCGAUAUGACAGGAACGAGGGGAUUACCUACAUAUUUAUCACUGUCAGUUAGAUCAUGUAUAUACAAUAGCAAAUCUAAGUGCUGUGUCAUUUAUGUUGAGUAUGUUGACAAAAUGAUGUACAAUAAUUAAAAAUUAAAAAAAGAUCACAACCAGACUAAAACCCCUGAAAAGAAAUAUAUAUACAUGACCUGCAAUGAGUUUAUUAUUUAUGUUUCUCAAAGAGCUAUGUUAAGGCACGAGGUGACAUCUUAGUCUGCCAUGUUGGUGGUAUUUUGGUCCCUGCUGACUCCACAACCUUCACAGACAAGCUUCAGCAGCACAUUUAGGGCACAUGUGAUAGACGUGAGACCCCCACCAAAACCUACUGAUCAACGCAGUUAAUAGUGACAGUCAGCUGCUACUGGAAAAUUGUGUUUUGCUCAUUAUUGCAAUCACCUUUGAGCUCCAACAGUGUGAUCCAUCUCCGAUCUGUAGCGAUUUGCUUCCGAAUGUUUUUUUUUCUAUCUGGUUAAAGUCAAAGUUUAAUCCCACUUUUCACAGUUACACAGAUACAACCUCAGAGGAUGGAUUUAGUCCUGUAUAGCCGCAGAGAAAUACAGUUAAACCGACUUUCAACUUUAUUACUUCAACAUGAUUCUUCACUGUAUACCUAGAACAAAACCAUAUGUGAGAAAACAAAAAUAAACUAACAUGUAUCUUAAAAAUGAGGACUUGUAAAAAGAAAAAACUAAAAAAAUAAUUUAAAAAAAUCACUCUGCCUUGUCAUGGGUUUGGUCUAAUGAAUAAAUUAUAUGCU